Messenger RNA from Cutaneotrichosporon cavernicola, 984 nucleotides. RefSeq lists its product as uncharacterized. The record is from RefSeq and is a predicted model, not a curated record. NCBI's taxonomy places the organism in Eukaryota, Fungi, Basidiomycota, Tremellomycetes, Trichosporonales, Trichosporonaceae. The coding region runs from base 1 to 984 and encodes 327 amino acids. Gene Ontology annotation, molecular function: dioxygenase activity. The transcript has a single exon.
AUGACGGGCGAACAAGACCAGCAACAGGAGUACUACUCCACCCUAGACGCCCACCACGUCGCACCCCUUUGGGGAGUUCUCCAUAAGAUGGUCCCACCCCGCCCCAACCCCUCGUCUCAAGUUCAAACCUGGCCGUACGCAUCCAUCCGCCCUCUCCUCAUGCAAGCGGGAGACCUCAUCUCCGCCGAAGAAGCCGAGCGCCGUGUCCUCAUGCUCGUCAACAACCCCACUCUCGGUCCGCCCUACACCACCGACACGAUCUAUGCGGGUUUGCAGCUUAUCCUGCCCGGUGAAACUGCCCCCGCGCACAGGCAUACUGCUUUUGCGCUGCGAUUCAUUGUAGAGGGAGACAGCGAUGGCGCCUUCACGGCAGUCCAGGGCAAGAAAGUCGUUAUGGAGCGAGGCGAUGUCAUUCUGACGCCGAGCUGGACCUGGCACGACCACGGGAGCGACAGCAAGGGUCCGAUGGUCUGGCUUGACGGCCUUGAUCUCCCAGUCUAUCGAUUCCUGCCCAUCAACUUUGCAGAGAACCACAGCGAUCCGCGGUACCCGAGCGAGCUUGCCGAGGGGGAACUUGCCAAAGGCCUGAAGUUCCCCUGGAAGGAUAUGCAGACCCAGCUUGAUGCGAACGCCUCCACAACCGGACAUGUGAAGCUUGACUAUCGGCACGCUGAUGGCUCGCAUCUAUCAAAGACGAUUUCGGCGCAAGCCGAAAGGGUCAACGCAGGAACAUCGAGUAGCAAGGUUCGCGAGACGCUGUCGUUUGUGUACCACGUCUAUGAGGGCCAGGGUUAUACGACAAUCGUGACCCCCGAGGGUGAGGAGAAGGUGGUCAUGUGGAUGCGCAAGGACACGUUCAACGUCCCCGCCUGGAGUGUCGUGUCGCACACUUGUAGGUCGCAGAGUGAUAGCGCGUACUUGUUUGCUAUCACUGACCGGCCAAUGAUCGAGGCGCUGGGUUUGUACAGGAAGGAAGAGUUGUAG